AGAGAGAGAGAGAGAGAGAGUGCGGGGAUGGGAUGAGAGAAACAAAGAACAAAAUAAAUAAACACCAGCCUCCUUUAUCUUUCCGUCUCCUUCUGAUCUUUUCUUCUCUUUCUCUCUGCAGCAGCAACUAUCUCUUGUUGAUGUGAUUCUCCAUCCCCUAAAAACCCACAUCAACCCUUUACAAAAGAGAAAGCCAUGGUUUUCUCAUCUGUUCCCGUCUAUAUGGAUCCACCCAACUGGCAACAACAGCAAACAAAUCAUCAACAACAAGGAGGUGGUAAUGAUCAGAAUAAUCAUCAGCUUCCUCCGCCCCCACCUCAAGAAGCUGGAUGUAAUUCAGAAGGUGGCGGCAGCGGCUCAAGCUCGAUCAGGCCUGGAUCCAUGUCUGAUCGAGCCCGGCUAGCCAAGAUGCCGCAGCCAGAGACCGCACUGAAAUGCCCUCGAUGUGAAUCCAUAAACACCAAGUUUUGCUACUUCAACAAUUACAGCCUUUCACAGCCUCGUCACUUUUGCAAGACCUGCAGGCGCUACUGGACCAGAGGAGGAGCGUUGAGAAGUGUGCCGGUCGGAGGAGGCUGUCGAAGAAACAAAAGAAGCAAAGGCAGCGGCGGCAGCGGCAGGUCAAAAUCUCCAGCCGCAGCCGGUAAUUCCAGCUCAAGCACAGUCCACUCUUCCAACAGCUGCAGCACCAGUGACAAUAUCAUAGGCCAUUUGGCUCAUCCACCACCACAUCAAUUACCAUUUUUGCCCUCUUUACAUCAUCUUGGUGAUUAUGGUUCCGGGGACAUGAUAGGGUUAAAUAAUUUUGGGGGCAUGAACCAAGCUGCUGAUGUUGAAUUUCAACAACAUCAGUUUGGCUCGGACCGGUUGACGGUCCGGCCAAAUUUAGGCAUCAACAUGAUCAACACUGAGCAUUGGAGGUCAUCACUGCUUCAGCAUCAAGUUCAGCAAUUUCCUAAUUUCUUGGCUAAUUUGGAACCACCAACUAGUUCUCAUGGGAUGUACCAAUUUGAAGGUGGAAAUGUUCAUCAAAAUGUUGGCCUCCUUCCAAUGUCUAAGCCAUUGGAUUCUGUGAGUCCUGGGGUUGCUGCUACUCAGAUGGCUAAUGUGAAGAUGGAAGACAAUAAUCAUCAAGCAUUGAAUUUGUCAAGAAAUUUUUUGGGCAGCCUUGGAAAUGAUCAUCACCAAUACUGGGGUAAUAAUGGUGGUGGUGGCAAUGCUUGGACUGAUCUUUCUGGUUUCACUACUUCUUCCACCAGCCAUCUCUUAUGAAGUUUUAUCUUGAUCAUAUGAUCACUUUGAUCUUCUCCAACUAUAUCAAUUACAGGUUCCACAAAAGGAAAAUGAUCGAGUGCUACUGGCGAAGAUAUUGAGUUUCAACCAACCUAUUCCACCCUAACUUUUCAUGAGUUCUCGAAGUGGAAGCCCGGAAAUAUAUGUAAGAUGAAAUGGGAAGAUGGAGCAAUAUCUCUUCAUAUUUUGUUGAAAGAUUACCUUAGAAAUGGUAGGCUUUCUAGUUUUGAAAUUGUUUGUUUGUUUUUCCUUUUUAUUGCUUUAGUGUUUGGGAGGGUUAUGUCCAAAGUAGCUAGCUAGCUAUGCUUGUAAUUCAUGCGGGAGACUUGGAGUAUCUGACAUUUUGAAGGGCCAGAUUGUCAUAAUAUAUCAAAUAUGAAUGCUAUGUGUACCAAGUUUCCUUCACUGAUUUUAUGAAAUUGUG
Prunus mume (Japanese apricot) is the source of this 1717-nucleotide messenger RNA. RefSeq names its product OBF-binding protein 3 (gene OBP3). The record is from RefSeq and is a predicted model, not a curated record. NCBI's taxonomy places the organism in Eukaryota, Viridiplantae, Streptophyta, Magnoliopsida, Rosales, Rosaceae. Gene Ontology annotation, molecular function: DNA-binding transcription factor activity; DNA binding. Gene Ontology annotation, biological process: regulation of DNA-templated transcription.